This is a messenger RNA of Monodelphis domestica (gray short-tailed opossum), 4348 nucleotides long. RefSeq names its product C-C motif chemokine receptor 9 (gene CCR9). Gene Ontology annotation, biological process: immune response; positive regulation of cytosolic calcium ion concentration; G protein-coupled receptor signaling pathway. NCBI's taxonomy places the organism in Eukaryota, Metazoa, Chordata, Mammalia, Didelphimorphia, Didelphidae. The record is from RefSeq and is a predicted model, not a curated record. Gene Ontology annotation, cellular component: membrane; external side of plasma membrane. Gene Ontology annotation, molecular function: C-C chemokine receptor activity; C-C chemokine binding.
UCUGGUGAGUCUUUGCAGGAAAGCAACUACGAAUCCACUCCAGAGUAUUACUACAAUGAAACCGAAUCCUUCUGCGUGAAGACCAGCGUCAGAGAGUUCGCCAGCUACUUCCUUCCACCUCUUUACUGGCUUGUGUUUGUGGUGGGUGCUUUAGGCAACAGUCUAGUCAUCACGGUGUACUGGUACUGCACGAGAGUGAAGACCAUGACUGACAUGUUCCUGCUGAACCUGGCGAUUGCUGACCUCCUCUUCCUCCUCACCCUGCCCUUCUGGGCCAUUGCGGCUUCUGACCAGUGGAAAUUCGAGACUGUAAUGUGCAAGUUGGUCAAUGCCAUAUACAAGAUGAACUUUUAUAGCUCCAUGCUGCUCAUCAUGUGUAUCAGUAUCGAUAGGUAUAUUGUGAUUGCCCAGGCCAUGAAAGCCCAUCACUGGAGGCAGAAGAGGCUUCUUUAUAGCAAAAUGGUGUGUUUUGCCAUCUGGGUGAUGGCCAUCACACUGUGUAUCCCAGAAAUUCUGUAUAGCCAAAGUGAGACAAAAUCUGACAUCACCAUCUGCACGAUGGUCUACAAUGGCAGCGCCAUGCUCAAGUCCACCGUUUUGAUGCUAAAGGUUAUUCUGGGUUUCUUUCUCCCACUCAUUGUCAUGGCUUGCUGUUAUGCCAUUAUCAUUUACACCCUGCUUCAAGCCAAGAAGUCAUCUAAACACAAAGCCUUAAAAGUGACCAUCUCGGUCCUCACGGUCUUUGUCUUAUCUCAAUUUCCCUACAACGUCAUUCUAUUUGUGCAGGCCAUUGAUGCCUACAUAGUGUUAAUUUCUGACUGUGCCCUUUCCACUCGCAUUGACAUCUGUUUCCAGGUUACUCAGACCAUUGCAUUCUUCCAUAGCUGCCUGAACCCGGUUCUUUAUGUUUUUGUGGGGGAGAGAUUCCGCCGGGAUCUUGUAAAAACCCUGAAGAAACUGGGAUGCAUCAGUCAAGCCCAGUGGGUCUCCUUUACCAGGAGAGAAGGGAGCCUAAAGCUGUCAUCCAUGUUGGAGACAACAUCUGGAGCCCUCUCUUUAUAAGGGAUCAUCUCCCUCAGAGGUAGAUAACCCGUUGUACCCUACCUCUACCAUUUGACUGGCCCAAGGGGCAACAAAAGGGAAGAAAAAGAAAAAGAUCAAAAAGAAGGGGGAGAAACACAAGCCUCCAUUUACAAGAAAUUAAAAGACUUCCAUGGUCCUCUAUGCCUUGACCCAAGGGUUAUAGAGGAGAAAUGAGAGUACCAGACAAUGAUGAUUGACUGAUUCAUGAUGUUAACCAUUGUAGUUCCCAUGAAGGAUUCACACUGGUCUUUUUGAAUUGAAACUUGGCACACUCAACCUCUGACUAUAAAAUUAAUUCAGGCAUUAAAGCAUUUGAUCACUGAUCACUACCAUAGCACAAAAUGAUGUGCUUAAGGGAACCCAAAGUUUAAUACCAACGUAUUUGCCUUGGAAUUCUCUAUUCCUUUUAUCCCCAACUGUUCUGGUCUAGAAUCAGUACAAAUCUGCCUAUUUCUUGACCUAAGUCCUUUCCUUGUAUUGUAUCCCUUUCUGGUCUUCAUAUCCUGUCCUGGACCAGUCAGAGAUAUAUUUCUUCUGUGGCAUUUUCCAAUCAUUAUUUGGAUAAUUUGGAUAAAGAGACUUUGGAUAAGUAAUUUCCCUUCUCUGGACCAACCAUAGCUUCUUUGAGUGUAAAAUAAGGGGGUGGGGAGAGAAGAACCUUCUGUAAAAUAAGGCGGGGAAAGGUCUAGAUGACUUUUAGAGUCCUUUCAAGCACUAAAUCUAUGAUUCCAUGAUCCUGUAUUGACCCCACCCAUGAGAUUUCAUGACUGAACAGCAAGAAUCCAAGCACUGAAUUUGGAGAUGGCAGUUUUGGCCUUGGAUCCCAACUCUACAAAUCACGGAACCUCUUUGAGAUUAACUAUAUUUCUCUCUAAAAUGAGGGGGUUGGACUAUCUAGAUGAUUCCCUUCUAGCUACAAAUCCUAUAUUGCUGCAAACUGUAAAACAAUUAGAGAUUUUCAGAGGUUAAUACCAUCAGUCUAACUGGUCUGGCCUGAAAUAUUGCCCUUGAUCUAUGUCUUUUUCCAACUUCCUGACUUGAUGUUAGAUUGAUCAUCAGAUAACUUGCUUGGCUUUACCACAAGAAACUAUCUUAGGGGGACCCUAAUGGCAUCAGUGGAAGGCAUUUGGUGCUCCAGAAAUCAAUUGUAGGUCUGUAUCCUUGCUGAUUUACAAUAUAUCAUGUAAGACUAAUGGGUGUUCUACUCUAGCCUUCUCCUCAGUUUGCCUCCCUGUAAAAUGGAGUUCGUAGUGUCUUUUACUUCAAAUGUUUAGAUUUUUAAAGUAUUUUCCACAUUAUACAGUUAGGAAAACUACUCGUUCUAAAAUCAGAGUACCUAGUGGUAACCUACUAGGGCGUAAUCUACUAAUGAUAUAACCUCUGGGAAUCAGCUUCUUCAUCUGUAAAACUGAGGGGUUGGUUGGUUGGUGGGAACUCUAAGAUGCUUCUUAAUGAUACUUCUAUGAUCUUUGUUAUUAGGAGGAAAUGUUUAGUGAUAGGAUUUUUUUGUACUAGAUUUUUAAAAAUAUUUUUUGUUGUUGUUUUAUAACUUUUCUUUGAACGUUUGGCAUCUUAUCUAAGUUUGUGGUUGUGCCAAGUAUGUUAAAAGUUAUUCUUUCUUUUUCAAUUUGCAUUUUCUCUUUGGGAGAGCAGUUCUCAAACUUUUUGGACUCAGGAUUCCCUUUACACUCAAAAAUGAGGAUACCCUGAGAACAUUUGUUUAUGUGAUUAAUGUUUAUUGAUAUUUGCUGGAUUAAAAAUGUUAAUAUGUUCAGAUUAUGAAGUUGAGAUAAAUGAUUUAUGGGAGGAGCAAUGUGAAUAGAGUGCUAGGACUGUGGGUCACGUUUGACCUCAGAAAUCUCCUAACUGUGUGACCCUGAGCAAGUCACCUAACCUAAUCACCUAGCCCUUUAUCGCCCUUCUGUCUUAGAACUGAUUCUUUGUAUUGACAGAAGGUAUUUCUCAGUACCACAUGGCAUUUUAAUAGAAAUAGACAGUAUGUUUAGGACAUAGAAAAUUGCAAACAAAUGUAAAAAAGCAGAAAUAUAAAACACACUCCUUAUAAUCCAUAAUACCUUAAAAAUAGUGGAUAUUUAAGAAUAAAAUCUUAAAUAGUGAGUGGCUCAAAGAACAAGUCAUAGAAACAGAUAAUACUUAUGUGAGACGAAACAACCAGACAACAUACUAAAACUUUUGGAAUGCAGUAAAAUCAAAGCUCAUUUCUUGAAAAGACGCGUAUAAUUGAUCAAACUUAAGCCAACCUGAAUUUAAAGAGAGAGACAAAUCAAAUUAACUAGAUAAAAAAUAAACAGGAUGAAAUCAGAAUAGAGAACUUAAAUUACUUAGGAAAGAACUUCCUGUUCAAUAUGAAUUUCUGUGGAAACUAGAAAGACGUCUGGCAGACAUUAGAUUUAGACCAAUAUCUUAUGCCAUAAUACAUUUAAAAUGAAAUAUAACACAAUGUGUGAAUGCAUAUUUCACAGGGGCAGUCCAUGUCUAUGUCUUAAAUAUGAGAUGGAUAAAGUGAUUCUAAAAUAUAAAUAAAUCAUUUUGAUGACAUGAAAUUGAAAAUCUUUUGCACAAACAUAAUUAAUGUAACUAAUUCAAGAAGGAAAGCAUUCAACUGGAAAAAUAUUUGUCUAAAAUGGCUAUGAUAAAGGUUUGAUAUCCAAGAAGUAUAGACAACUAACAACAGUAUAUAGGACCAAAUACUAUUACCCAAUAGAAAAUUGAUGAAAAGAUAUGAACAAACAGUUCUCCGAAGAACAAUUGCAUCCAUACGAGAGAGGGCUCUAAAUCAGUAGUCACUAUGAGAAAUGCACAUCAAGAUCACUGAAGUUUUAUUCCACACCCAUCAAAUUGCCAGUGAUGACAACGUAUGAGAGAGAAUGAAUGUUGGGUUGUGGAAAGAAAGGUGUAUAAGUGCAUUGUGAGGAGACCUGUGAAUUAGACCAAUUAUUCUGAUAAACAAUUUGGAACUAUGUUAAGAGAGUGCCUAAAAUGUCCCAACUGUGUACCAGAGACUCCACUGCUAGAAUUAUACUCCAGUGAGGUACAAAAAGACAAAGAGAAAGACCUACAUGCAUAGCAACAUUUAUAAUGGUACUUUCUUUUUUAAUAGCAAAGAGCUAGAAUCCAAGUGGAUGUCCAUUAAGUAGGGAAUGGCUAAGUAAAUCCUCCCACAGGAAUGUAAUAAAAUACUACUGUGCUGUAAGAAACGAUGAAUAUAAAUAAUACAGAGAAGCAUGAGAAGACCUAUUUGAAC